Messenger RNA from Teleopsis dalmanni, 1876 nucleotides. Its product is annotated as serine protease filzig. Gene Ontology annotation, biological process: proteolysis. Gene Ontology annotation, molecular function: serine-type endopeptidase activity. The coding region runs from base 27 to 1805 and encodes 592 amino acids. The transcript has 8 exons. Lineage: Eukaryota; Metazoa; Arthropoda; Insecta; Diptera; Diopsidae. The record is from RefSeq and is a predicted model, not a curated record.
UAUUAUAUGUGUUAUGUUUAAUAAGUAUGAUUUUUGACGAUUUUUGUCUGAAACUAUAUUUCUGGCCAUUUUUAUCAUAUCUCGCAACUUUAAAAGGAUUUUGUCCAUUAUAUCCUCCUGGAUAUUUUCCAAUUAUUACAUUACCACCGGGAACUAUUUUAACACCAUCAACUAUACCGACAUUUCAACCAACGCCGCCAACGUUACCACCAACAUUUACACCACCUACGUUACCUCCGACGAUUACACCAACUCUUACUCCGCCAACAUUGCCACCAACACUGCCACCAACUACAUUACCACCAUGUCCACUUAUGCCAUUGGUUUGUUUAGCAGGUGGACAAAGACCGAUUCCAUAUUGUCCAUGUAUAGAUCCUAGACAAAAUGGCAUGUUAAUGGCACAAGCAUCACAGGUUGUAGCUGCGGACAUGAUGAUAUUUACUUCCUUGGAUGGUAACACCGGUCGUCGUAAGCGUCGAAAACGUAGAAUUUUGCAAACAUCCCAAAAUUGUGUUGAUUCUCGUAAACGUGCUGGAAGAUGCAUAACUCUAUCGGGAUGUCCUAAUUUAAUCGAAGAAUUUUAUGAUGAAGCACGCACAAUGCCAUAUGGUAUGGAUUUUCAAACAUUUGUGAGUGAAUUGAUUUGUGGUUUUGAUGGUGUGAACUUCUUGAUUUGUUGCGUUAAUAGGCGUCCUUCUAGAAGUCAAAUAACUGUUAGACCAUUUACAAUCGCAACUACCUAUAGACCACCCACUAAUAAUCAAGCAGCGAAUGGCAUGUUUCAAUUUGCAUCACUUGGUGUUUUGAAUGGAGGAUCUAGUACAAAUAAUUCUCCACCACCAGUGGUACAAUAUCCAAAUAGCCCCAAUACUCAACUAACAGUUGCACCACCAGUUGUAUUUCAGCCAACGAUGUCAUAUCCACAAACAAUUCCAGCAACAAAUCCUUCUAUCUUUCAACCAGUGCCAAAUACACCUACUAACAGACCAAACAUACAAUUACCGAAUCAAUCAACAACACCAAUUACAGGCUGUGGUAUUAGUCGUGGUACUACUAACCGUGUAGUUGGUGGAGUUGAAGCUAGACGAGGUACUUAUCCUUGGGUAGCAGCUUUGGGUUAUCGAGAUGAAUUUGAUCCGAACGCUUUAAAGUUUCUUUGUGGGGGCAGUUUGAUAUCCAGUACUUACGUUAUAACUUCUGCACAUUGCAUCAAUCCAACUUUAGCACUUGUACGUUUGGGUGCGCAUGAUCUUACAAAUCCAGCUGAAGCGAAUGCAAUGGACUUUCGAGUAAAACGUACAAUCGUUAAUGAAAAUUUUGAUUUAAAAUCUAUAGCGAAUGAUAUUGCGUUGAUUGAACUUAGUACUCCAGCACCAAAUACAAAUUUUAUUGGCCCUAUUUGUUUGCCAGAGAGCAGUAAUUUCCUCACGCAAGAUUUUGUAGGAAUGAAUCCUUUUAUUGCUGGUUGGGGUUCAAUCAAAUAUCAAGGCGCCACGUCAAAUGUCUUGCGCGAUGCACAAGUACCAAUUGUAAAUAGACAAAUUUGUGAACAAUCCUAUAAAACUGUUUUCAAUUUCAUCAAUUUUAGCGAUAGGUUAAUUUGUGCUGGCAAUUCAAAUGUUGAUGCUUGCCAGGGUGAUUCUGGUGGCCCUCUUAUGAUGCCACAGAUGGACACCAUAGGUGUUUAUAAAUAUUAUUUACUUGGUAUAGUUUCUUAUGGCUAUGAAUGUGCUAGGCCUGGCUUUCCUGGUGUUUACACUCGAGUUGCUUCUUAUAUUCCUUGGAUAAAGAGUCGUACGAAUUAAUUUUAUAGUUUUUGCGUUUAAUUAAUUAUUAUACAAUUAAAAUGCGUUUCUGUGUUCGCUAACAAGUUUAU